Molecule: messenger RNA, 3999 nt
Organism: Scleropages formosus (Asian bonytongue)
Lineage: Eukaryota; Metazoa; Chordata; Actinopteri; Osteoglossiformes; Osteoglossidae
Product: epidermal growth factor-like protein 7
Exons: 9
Coding region: 713-1570 (285 amino acids)
Biological process (GO): anatomical structure development
Cellular component (GO): cell surface; extracellular region
Molecular function (GO): signaling receptor binding; calcium ion binding
Source: RefSeq, a predicted model, not a curated record
GCAUAUUUAUUAUGACAGAGUAACUAUUGUUUAUGGAAGUAAACUGGUUAACAGUGUUCCGUUUUUAAUUUCCCUUAAAUCAUGUUUGCUUGUUUCAGUCACUGGUUCAAUAAACAAAUCUUAAAAUUCAUUCUACAGACAAAUCCCCCAGGCACAAAUUCUGUUUAAAUUAUUUACGGAGCUUCGCUUCCCAGUCGGAAUCCCGGUCUCAUUACGUCACGAUGGGUGUUUCCCUGUCGCGGGGGGUAAGGGAUGUGUGCGCGUGUGGGGUGUAAAGAAGGCUGGGGUUCGCACCCCCGCUCGUUCCGGCCAUCCCCGCUACGGUGGAAAAGGCGCAAAGCAGCAUCUCCCGCAGUCCGUUGCGGCGAAGCGAGGUGAAGGAGUCCGCGCGCGAGUACGCGCGCGCUGUGUGUGUGUCCGGGCAUCGGAGGCGCGCGCGCUGCAGUGAGAGGCGCCUCGCAGACCAGGCGUGUCUGCGCUCCGCAGCCGCAGCGGGACACAAAUUGUAACUUCACCGAGACACCGGUAGAACCCAUCACUGCAGAUUUCGUUUGUCCUCCAGCUGGGUGCUGCAGGAAGAAUCACCUGGAGUCAACUGCUCAAGGUGGACCCGAGGAGAGGAACUGAUCCCCACCGGACUUGGGUCUCCCGUCAGCUGCGGUGUCGCCUGUAGAACGGAACCUGGGAAAACGAAACGGAAAGACAGCCAGCCAUGUAUUUGGUGGUGCUGUUCCUUCUACACGCAGUCUCCAAUGCGCACCAGCACUACGGGCGCCCCGGGCGCAGGACUUGCGCUCAGGGUGUCUUCCAUCACAACCCCAUAGUCGUCCGCACAGAGUCUUUUGUGCAGCCAAUCCACCAGCCUUACAUCACCCAAUGCCCAGGCCAUCGGCUUUGUAGCACCUACAGGACGCUGUACAGGGUGGCCUAUCGGCAAGUUCGCCGAACGGCGCCGGACACGUAUUCCUACCCAGAAUGCUGUCCGGGUUGGCGCAGGGUCUACUCUCGCAGCUGUAAUCAAGCGGUGUGUGCUGAUGGCUGUGUGAACGGAGGUACCUGCGCGAGGCCCAAUCGCUGCGUCUGUCCGUCGGGUUGGACGGGCCGGAGCUGCCAAACAGAUGUGGACGAGUGCAGCGGUUCUCGGCCCUGCUCUCAGACGUGCCGCAACACAGCAGGGAGUUACCGUUGCGAGUGCAAGGAGGGCUACGCGCUGGCUGAGGAUGGGCGGUCCUGUGAGGCCCUGCCGCCACCCACCCUUCCAGCCCGGACCAAAACGGACAACCUCAGAGCGUCCGCCAGCGAAAACGGCUCUGGUGUCAAGAAUGUUGACAAUGUCACAGAGGAGGUCCAGGAAUUGAAGAACAGAGUGGAACUGCUGGAGGAGAAGCUGCACCAGGCUCUGGCUCCCUUCAACAGCCUCUUCCCAGUGUCUCUGGACCAGAGUGUGGCGGAGCGGUCCAACUUCCUUUCCCAUUCCUUUCAGCAGCUGGACCGUAUCGAUUCCCUCAGCGAGCAGAUCGGCUUUUUGGAGGAGCGCCUCGAGACCUGUUCCUGCCAAGAGAAGAUGUAAAGGAGACCAUAAGGAGGCUCUAAAGGAUGGAGGUCUACUUCCUUACUUAUUCCAGGCAGUUUCACAGUGGACUGUUUUCACGAUGACCUGUUUCUCAGUGAUUUCAUAGUUGCGGCUCGCUGAAAUGACCGUGGUAAGAACGUGCAGUGUAGUGUCCAUGCCUGCUUGUGGAGUGAUGGCACUACAGGAUGGAAGCAGUAAUGGCUGAUUGUUCUGAACAACAAUCAUGGACAUCUUAUUUAUUUGUUUGCCGUAACACAUUGCUAAGACCUUUUCCUACAGUGUAAAUAUGAAUUUUAAGGCAUUGUUUGCCUUUGCACCCUGAAGUUUGUCAUUUUAAAUCUAUAGCUAUAUGAUAAAACCACCACUAGUCAGGAAAGUCAACACCUUUCUCAACUGUAUUUACCCUCAGAUUUAUGGGUUAUCUGUAUUUAUGUAUUUGUCAUUUAGUGUGCUUCUGUGGAUCAGUUGUAAGUUCUUCUGAUGAUAGAAUUGUUCCCAAAAAGACACAUUUGUGGCAGCGGAAUCUAAAAAUGGUUAACGUUAGUACCCACUUGGAACCCAGUGCUGGUUCAAAGAUUCAUUUGUCUUACAGAAUCACACACAUGCAACCAUUAUGGAAUCAUAGAAAAAUUAUUUAAUAAACCAUUUCCAGACAGGUUCAGUGAGACUAUAAAAUCCUUAGUAGUACCAGAGCUGUAUACUGUAUAGUAAGUAGUUCACAUUGCACUCAUAUGGACAUAUGAAUAACUAUACUUAAAUAUAGAAACACACAAGGUUCUGCAUUUAAACCACAAAUUUUAAUAAGUCUGGUUAAUUCAGUAGAACACAUUUUAAACAAUUUUGAAAGUCCUCACUUGUAAUAUCCAAAACUGUAUUUUAACACUUAAAUACACAAACCUUUGUAUGAAAUAAUCACAAAAAAAGCCAUGGGUGAUAAUUCAUGGAAGAGUUUGAGUACAGUUUAAGCAUUAUCCAGUAAGGGCCAUGGAGGUCCCAUGAUUCCCAACUGUACCUGUCUAUGAACAGCCAUCAUUCCUGUGGAACCUCAGAGCAUUUAUAAUCACAACAUCAUUCAGGAAAUACAUCUCCUACGCAAAACAUUUUAUACCCAUCCUCCUAACUGGUGACACUGACAGCAUGUAGAGUUGUAUCUGAUUCAUAAACAGGUCAAAGGCUGUCCACUUUGUUUUAACAUUAUGGAAUGUGUGAAUAGCAGUUACUGCUUGCUUCCAAACAGCCUUAAGAUGAAGUAUCAAACUGCUGUAUCAUUAUUUAGUGAUUCUAAGAUAUACAACACAAUCUCAUGAACAGCAGUCCCCAAGAAAGUAUUUUGUUGGAAAAAAAUUGAAGUGCAUUUCAAUCCAUUAACGAAAGUGCAGCAGUAUUAAGCUUGCCUUCACUAAAGGGUUCCUGGUGUCUUUUGGAACUUGUAGCAUUCUGUGUAAAACUGGCUGCCUUCCUCCAGCAGUUAAUGAAAUAAAGGCUAUUCCUUUGCCAACAGCAGAAGUGUCUCUGUCCACUGAAACACGUUUCUAGAAAGAGUACAGCCAAACUGCAAGCAGAAUCCACACAGGGUACUUGAAGUGGGUUCCUUUUUUUAAAUCAAGAUUUUUUUUUUUUUUUUUUUUAAACCACCUUAACUAGUGCAAAAAUGUGCAUCUCCAAGAUGGGAAAAAGAAAAGUCUGCACUACAUUAAUUCAGGACAGGUAGGAAAUAGGACUAGAAAAGAUUCAAUGCAGUGUGCUACUUCAAAAAUUCAAAGUAUAACAAAUGGCAGGCCACAAGAAAAAGAAAACCUGACACGGUUUCCCCAUCAGCCAAACACUGAACAUUGCUUUUCACUGUUAGUGUUUCUAAUUCUGUUCAAGCUCAGGCAGUACUGGGCAUACAGCAGUGAGGCCAUGGUUUCUAUUUUUGAACAAUUCACCAGUUGCUUAAAACCUGACCAGGCACAAAUGGAGUCAUAACUUACAUGAACAGUAACAUUUGUCCAGUGAAUACUGAACAACAGAUUCCACACUGAACUCUAAAAUUACCACUGACAUUUUUUUUUGUACAUGUGCACUGUAAGACACUAUAUCAAGCUAUCUUACAAGAAAAAAAUAAAUUAUUGAAUAUACAUAUAAAUAGAGGGUGACAGCUUGGAAACUUAGAUUUCAUGCAGAUUGUUGAUAAUGGUAAGGGGUGGGAAACAAAAUAACCUAUAUCCCUGAAUAAAACAAUGACACUGGGAGAAAGAGGAAAAAAAAGUUAUUUUUUUUAUCAGUAUUGCAUUCUGUUGUGUUUUCAUCAGUCAGAUUUAAUUUGAGAGAGCUCCAAUUCAGAAAAAUUGUGAAAAAGGUGCUGGUGAAAUUGACCUGAAGGUAGGUGUAAAAAUAAUGGGAAGGAUAGAAGACGAAGACAAAAAAAAAAAAAAAAAAAAAAA